AUGCCAUCUUCUGUGUUGAAAAAGGCCAAUCUGGCCUCCGUAUAUUCCACAUGGCAAUGCAGCGCGUGCGGUAGCGGUUCGGUGUCUCCUCGCAAAAGAGUAAAGCCGAAUCCCCAAUUCGCCCCACAGUCGAGAACAUACGCGGACGUCAAUCCAGGUACUAUUGGGCACGGGCAUGAAUAUCGAGAUCAUAUGAAUUGGCCUUGUCGGAAAUCGACACCUUUCACUCCCUCACCGUACGAGAUCUUUGAUUUGGCAAAGAACGCCGUCUACCACAAACGCAAAUUCUAUGAGUUGGCAAAGAUAUAUCAUCCGGACACGAAUGCGUGCGAAGGAAUCAGUCACCGGGAGAGGCUAGAGAGGUAUCGACUGGUGGUACAAGCGCACGAGAUAUUAUCGGAUCCGGCGAAGAGACGGGCAUACGAUGCGUCGGGAGCGGGCUGGGGGUCGACUCGAGUGGCGAACGCGAACCGUCGCUCUCGUGGAUUCAGCAAUGGUCACGGCAAGAACUAUGGCUUUGGACCUGAUGACGACUCAUCCAUCUUCCGGAAUGCAACGUGGGAAGAUUGGGAGCGCUGGUACCGACGACACGAUAACCCGAACAAACAGGCAUACUCAGGCACAUAUGUCCACCAGAACACGUUUGCCUCCAUCGUUAUCCUCCUUGCGGUCAUAUCAGGAGUCUUUCAGGCAACGAGGGCGGGCCAGUACUCUGGGCAAUUGGAAGAAAAAGUGAAAGCAUAUAACGAAAAGACGACGCAGUUCCUGGCAUCAAGACAGGAGCACUAUCAGGAGCACCAGCUCGACGUGGAGGGGCGUAUCAAGCACUUCCUGGCCAAACGUGACCCGUCUAAGUAUGGAUUGAAAGACGAAGAGGCCGAAGCAUAUCGGAAACAUUUUGCAGAACAGAACGACAUGAGGCCAAGUCCGCGAUUAAAAGACCUGGAGCCAGAGUUAAAAUGA
Messenger RNA from Exophiala dermatitidis NIH/UT8656, 963 nucleotides. RefSeq lists its product as uncharacterized. The transcript has a single exon. NCBI's taxonomy places the organism in Eukaryota, Fungi, Ascomycota, Eurotiomycetes, Chaetothyriales, Herpotrichiellaceae. Bases 1 to 963 code for a protein of 320 amino acids. The record is from RefSeq and is a predicted model, not a curated record.